UUAUAACAACAUAAAAGGAAAGAUUGUUCUCGUGUCCUCACUACUUAAUUGAGAACGUACGUGUUUGGAAGAACUGAAAUCAUUGCAAGCCCCUGGGACAUUGGCUAAAAUGGAAACGAGUUAUGCUGUGGUUCGUUUAUUGCUGUUUUUCUGCGGUAUCUGUGAGAUGAGGGCAGCUCCUUUAGAAGAGUUGGGGCACCCUAACGUUGUCAGUCCCACGCCCCAGUCGGCCGAUGCCGCGACCCUUGAGAAGUUUCAGGUACAUAUUACAGAGAAUGGAACCAAAUUGGUCGAGGACAUCUAUGUUGAUAAACAAAACGACAUCGAGUACUUCAAAGUACCACCGCACAAUGGACUCUCCGAGACGGACAAUCUGUACGAUUUCAGAAUGAACAUCACAGUUAGUCGUGUAAAGAAAGACCGUGUUUGCCAAAUCACCCCACUGCCAGAUCACCUUCCCAGACCUGACAUGUUGUCUAAAGGUCUGCAAUCGUUAUACGGAACGCCUCCUUCUCACAACAUCAGAAAGAUCUCAAGACAGUGGACCAUCGGACCAAUAGUCGACAAGUCCACUUUGAGAAAGGAAGUACGAGACUUCUGUGGCCAGUUCCCAGUCUACCGCCUGGAACCGUUCACUCCUGAUUCGGUAUCUUAUGGGAAAACUGGUAGAUCCAAGCGUGAUACACGUCGAUUGAAGCUUUGUACAAACGUUAGACCCCCAACAGGAUGUUACAUUGAUAACUGGUUGUACACAUGCCAAAUAGUGGAAAAACGCUGCGUUUAUCAUAUAACUUGCAGAGUGAAUCAGCAGCGAUCAACAUACGAUUGUGGAUCACUUUCAGAUCACCAAUACGACAGCCUAACCUGUUGCACCCCUAGUUGCCCUUAGCUUACACCACCUUAUGCUGAUUGUCUAGAAGACCAAAAUUGUCGCAAAAAUUCAAUAUUAGCUAAUCUAGGUGUUCAAUAAAUAUUUAGAGCCAAA
Exaiptasia diaphana is the source of this 985-nucleotide messenger RNA. RefSeq lists its product as uncharacterized. NCBI's taxonomy places the organism in Eukaryota, Metazoa, Cnidaria, Anthozoa, Actiniaria, Aiptasiidae. Bases 110 to 889 code for a protein of 259 amino acids. The record is from RefSeq and is a predicted model, not a curated record. Gene Ontology annotation, biological process: regulation of cell population proliferation. The transcript is spliced from 6 exons.